CCCAGGAUUGGCGGAGGGAGCUGAGUCCCGCCCCAGCGCGCUGGGUCUUGUGGGUGAAAGCGCGCUGACUGGGUUUGGCGUUUCGCGCACUGCAGCGUUGCUGAGACCCGGAGUUGAAGCCGGGGCACGUGAAUUAGCUUUAACAGAAGAGAAAUGGAGGAACCAUAAAACAUUAAGGAUGAAUUCAGGAAGACCUGAGACCAUGGAAAACUUGCCUGCCCUCUAUACUAUUUUCCAAGGAGAGGUUGCUAUGGUGACAGAUUAUGGAGCCUUUAUCAAAAUCCCAGGCUGUCGGAAGCAAGGUUUGGUCCAUCGAACUCACAUGUCAUCAUGUCGUGUGGAUAAGCCCUCUGAGAUUGUGGACGUUGGAGAUAAAGUAUGGGUGAAGCUUAUUGGCCGAGAGAUGAAAAAUGAUAGAAUAAAAGUAUCCCUCUCCAUGAAAGUUGUCAACCAAGGGACUGGAAAAGACCUCGAUCCCAACAAUGUUAUCAUUGAGCAAGAAGAGAGGCGGAGGCGGUCAUUCCAGGAUUACACUGGACAGAAGAUCACCCUCGAGGCUGUCCUGAACACUACCUGCAAGAAGUGUGGCUGUAAAGGUCACUUUGCAAAGGAUUGCUUCAUGCAACCAGGAGGGACCAAAUAUUCUCUGAUACCUGACGAGGAAGAAGAGAAGGAAGAGACAAAGUCAGCAGAGUUAGAGAAGACUGACCCUACAAGGAAUUCUUCUAGGAAAAGAAAGAAGGAAAAGAAGAAAAAGAAACACAGAGACAGGAAAUCAUCUGACUCUGACAGCUCAGACUCUGAGAGUGAUACAGGCAAGAGGGCAAGACACUCAUCAAAAGACAGCAAGGCAGCAAAGAAGAAGAAAAAGAAGAAGAAGCACAAGAAGAAGCACAAGGAGUGAGAGUAGAAAGAGUGAAAGGGGUGGUGGUUGAGAGGAGGACCAGGAGCCUUGUGCCUUAACGCCAUGGCUCCUAGAAAGCCUUGAUACUGAGGAAUGACCUCCCACCCCAUUGACUUCUCUCCCUUGGGAGAUGACUUCCCCUGACGCAGCUGGCAGGUUUGGGAGUUAGGUGUCAGAAACAUCUGCUUGAAUGAGUUGUUUCCUUAUGUUUUUGGUCCCUUUGCAAGUGACCCCAUGCAGCUCACCCAUUCAUUCAUUCAACUUCAUUCAGCAGAAGGUCCUAUUACCCUCUGCAGCUGCCACUGCCAGAACUAGAUUCCUGUAUGGGGGAAUCUAGGCUAGAGCCACAGGUGGUACUACUGUGGUGAGUCUGGCUGUAGUUGUAGUGCUGCCCUUUACUGAUUAUUGGGUAAUCUCUGCUGCAUCCAAUAUGGUGGCAGAGGUAGAGUGGCAGUAUGAGGUAGAACAUGGUGAGAAGUGGUGCUCACUUUUUCCACACCCCUUAAUAUGACUCUACGCUAGAUAACCAUUGUGGUCACAGCCAGAAAACCAUUGUUUGCAGUGACUGAGCUUUUGUGUGACAUUUCACCAGAUAGCUUGAGCUAAGAUUAUUGUUCUACUUUGUUCUACUUUGUAUUUACUACUGUGUGAGUCAGUUGGUUGCACUUCAGGUUUCUGCUUAAAUUCCUGGCACUAAAUGAAGUGUGUUUGGUUCUAAA
This is a messenger RNA of Sorex fumeus (smoky shrew), 1623 nucleotides long. RefSeq names its product zinc finger CCHC-type containing 17 (gene ZCCHC17). Gene Ontology annotation, molecular function: zinc ion binding; RNA binding. The record is from RefSeq and is a predicted model, not a curated record. Bases 179 to 904 code for a protein of 241 amino acids. Gene Ontology annotation, biological process: RNA stabilization. NCBI's taxonomy places the organism in Eukaryota, Metazoa, Chordata, Mammalia, Eulipotyphla, Soricidae. The transcript is spliced from 8 exons.